This is a messenger RNA of Dissoconium aciculare CBS 342.82, 291 nucleotides long. RefSeq lists its product as uncharacterized. Lineage: Eukaryota; Fungi; Ascomycota; Dothideomycetes; Mycosphaerellales; Dissoconiaceae. Bases 1 to 291 code for a protein of 96 amino acids. The record is from RefSeq and is a predicted model, not a curated record. The transcript has 2 exons.
AUGGCGCCAGCCUCCAAGUCUAGAACUGUCAUUCUCACAGUGGCUGUGGCAGCCAUUACAGCGACAGGAGCGUGGUAUGGCGCGAGUCUCAAGAUUGGCCAGGAUGUCAAGAAAGGCCAGCAAGCCGCGGCGAAAUUCACGCCGACCCAGAACAUCCAACAUCUCGAAGCGAUCCGCGUGAAACUAGUCCGACAACGGGACGACCUCGAGCGCAAAAUCCACGCGCUCGAGGUGAAACACGCCGCCAAAAAUGCCUGUGCGGGAGGCCAGUCGCCGACGAACACUCCGUGA